Sorghum bicolor (sorghum) is the source of this 1873-nucleotide messenger RNA. RefSeq names its product tubulin beta-7 chain. Gene Ontology annotation, biological process: microtubule cytoskeleton organization; mitotic cell cycle. The transcript has 3 exons. Bases 210 to 1547 code for a protein of 445 amino acids. Gene Ontology annotation, molecular function: GTPase activity; GTP binding; structural constituent of cytoskeleton. Lineage: Eukaryota; Viridiplantae; Streptophyta; Magnoliopsida; Poales; Poaceae. Gene Ontology annotation, cellular component: cytoplasm; microtubule. The record is from RefSeq and is a predicted model, not a curated record.
CCCUCCUCCAGCUCGAAGGCUCUCGGUGGAAGUCGCACGGGGGCAACAGCAUAGAGCAGCAUUUCAAAUCCGUCCUCACCUAUAGACAAGACCGCAAGCCCACAGCACCCGAGAGAGGUCGAGACCGUGCGCCGCUCCCCGCCCGCCUUUUCCCCGCCCGCGUCCGACCUCGACCCCAGCCCCGGCGAGCCAGCAGGCAGGCGUCAGCCAUGAGGGAGAUCCUGCACAUCCAGGGCGGGCAGUGCGGGAACCAGAUCGGUGCCAAGUUCUGGGAGGUGAUCUGCGACGAGCACGGGAUCGACGCCACGGGCCGCUACGCGGGGGACUCGGACCUCCAGCUCGAGCGCAUCAACGUCUACUACAACGAGGCCAGCGGCGGCCGCUUCGUCCCGCGCGCCGUCCUCAUGGACCUCGAGCCGGGCACCAUGGACUCCGUGCGCUCUGGGCCCUUCGGCCAGAUCUUCCGCCCCGACAACUUCGUCUUCGGCCAGUCCGGCGCUGGGAACAACUGGGCCAAGGGACACUACACCGAGGGCGCCGAGCUCAUCGACUCCGUCCUCGACGUCGUCCGCAAGGAGGCCGAGAACUGCGACUGCCUCCAGGGUUUUCAAGUUUGCCAUUCGUUGGGAGGUGGCACUGGAUCUGGCAUGGGCACCCUUCUUAUUUCCAAGAUCAGGGAGGAGUACCCUGACAGAAUGAUGUUGACCUUCUCUGUAUUCCCAUCACCAAAGGUUUCUGAUACUGUUGUGGAGCCUUACAAUGCUACACUUUCUGUUCACCAACUUGUUGAGAAUGCUGAUGAAUGUAUGGUGCUUGACAACGAGGCUCUGUAUGACAUAUGCUUCCGCACACUAAAGCUCGCCACCCCUACCUUUGGUGACCUGAACCAUCUUAUCUCUGCUACCAUGAGUGGUGUGACAUGCUGCCUGAGGUUCCCUGGUCAGCUCAACUCUGAUCUGCGCAAGCUUGCCGUGAACCUGAUCCCAUUCCCUCGUCUCCACUUCUUCAUGGUCGGCUUUGCCCCGCUGACCUCUCGCGGGUCACAGCAGUACCGUGCGCUCACGGUCCCCGAGCUGACCCAGCAGAUGUGGGACGCCAAGAACAUGAUGUGCGCAGCAGACCCCCGCCACGGCCGGUACCUGACGGCGUCGGCCAUGUUCCGCGGGAAGAUGAGCACCAAGGAGGUGGACGAGCAGAUGCUGAACGUGCAGAACAAGAACUCGUCCUACUUCGUGGAGUGGAUCCCCAACAACGUCAAGUCGAGCGUGUGCGACAUCCCGCCCAGGGGCCUCAAGAUGGCGGGCACCUUCGUGGGGAACUCCACCUCCAUCCAGGAGAUGUUCCGCCGGGUGAGCGAGCAGUUCACUGCCAUGUUCAGGCGCAAGGCCUUCCUGCACUGGUACACGGGGGAAGGGAUGGACGAGAUGGAGUUCACCGAGGCCGAGAGCAACAUGAACGAUCUGGUCGCUGAGUAUCAGCAGUACCAGGACGCCACCGCCGACGAGGAGUACGAGGACGAGGAGGACGAGGAAGCUGUGGCCGAAUAGCAAUGAGCUCCGUCCGUGGGUGCUCUUUCCCAAGGGUAGGACCGCCGCACUUGUGUCUCUGUGAAUGAGUUUGUUUUUCUGUGCUUCUCGUGGUUUGCAUGAUUGAUUACGCUUCUGUUGUUGCCGUUGAGGUUGCGUCUGUGUUUCGGCUGCGGCCACUGUAAUGUAGCCACUGUAAUAGGUCGCCGUCCGUUUGUGUUUCGCAUCCUUUGGGUCAAGUAGCUUACGUUACGGCUUUGCUCUCCUUGAGCUGGCCAACUGUAAUUUCUGACGAGAUACUGGUAGUGAGUGAUUUUUUUUCAUCUUUCUGUGAAAGCCUGUGUCAA